UAAAAGAGCUGGAGAUUCUUUUUACGCAGGAAUAAAUGCAACAUAGAAUGAAGAAAAUGAGCUGGGAAAUCUUUCUAACCAUUCUCCAAGACCAACAUUACCUCAGAAUUUCACACCACUGUAUAGUCCAAUGAGAUCGCAUAAUCACACAUCACCUCAUAGCUCGACGCGAUCUCAUAAUCGCACACCACCUUAUAGCCCAAGAGAUUUUCAUAGUCCGUCAUCUCAUAGUCGCAGUCCACUUUGUAGGCGAACAUUAUCACGUAGUCCACCACCUCGCACUCAAAGACCAUUUUUCGAUAGAACACCUUGGAUGUCACCUCCAAAUGUAACAGCUGAGGGCGGAAAAGCACCCAAUGGAUUACAUGAGCUCAAUUCAAGGUUGCAUCGUUGUGAAAGAGAGUUGCAGUCUUUAAAAAGCCAGCUUUUAACAAAAGACUUGCUCGAAAAUGGUAUUCAACGUGUAUUAAACACGAUUGAAGAAAAAAGACAAAACACGUCUACAGCCAAUUUAGCACCCACAGCUCAUGCGCCGGUACAUGAAGAUGGAAUGGACUACUUAUCCGCUUUGAACGCACCUGAUAUGAGGAAGCGAGCUAUUCGGGUAAUGUCAGUUUUCUGAACUAAAGAAAGGCAACAAAAACUGAUUAUUACAGCCGUCGCUGAAAGACCUGAUCUUCAAGUAGUAACGAGGCAGAAGUUUAUGAAAUUAAUUAGUAAGAAAUUUUUCGAAUUACAGUAAUGUACUUUAACAAACUAAUAUCGAAUCAAUUAUUAUUUUAUUGUCUAUCAUAGUUUGUCAGUUGCAACUUAGUUCCUUAAUGGCCGAUCAAGUUUGUAUUUUUUAUACC
Molecule: messenger RNA, 851 nt
Organism: Microplitis mediator
Lineage: Eukaryota; Metazoa; Arthropoda; Insecta; Hymenoptera; Braconidae
Exons: 3
Coding region: 131-622 (163 amino acids)
Source: RefSeq, a predicted model, not a curated record